Talaromyces proteolyticus is the source of this 2450-nucleotide messenger RNA. RefSeq lists its product as uncharacterized. Gene Ontology annotation, molecular function: RNA binding. NCBI's taxonomy places the organism in Eukaryota, Fungi, Ascomycota, Eurotiomycetes, Eurotiales, Trichocomaceae. The record is from RefSeq and is a predicted model, not a curated record. Gene Ontology annotation, biological process: rRNA processing. The transcript has 2 exons. Gene Ontology annotation, cellular component: nucleus. The coding region runs from base 135 to 2300 and encodes 721 amino acids.
GCAGUAUUAAAUAAUUCAGCAUACUUAUUCUCCAACCACAGACUCACCGUCCGCACUUUUCUCUCAGUGAGCGUAAAUCGAUAUAACUUUGUGACUUUGAUUUACAGGUUGUAUUACUCGCAUUUCAAUUGAACAUGGCGGACCCUACCCGCAAGAAGGGAAAAGCCAGCAGCAAAGCCAAAGAUGAUGCGACAACCAUUUCCGAUCAACGUUUUGCUAAUAUCCAAAGCGACCCUCGCUAUCGUCUACCCAGCAAACGCCAUACCCAUGUCAAACUCGACAAGCGGUUUACGCACAUGCUGCACGACCAGGAAUUUUCCAGAAAUGCCGCUGUAGAUCGCUACGGACGAAAGCUAGCACAUGAUGACACUAAGAAAAAGCUCGAACGAUUUUAUCGCUUUGAGGAUGAGGAUGAGGAUGAAGAUGAAGAUGCCGAUGAUGUCAGUGUUGAUGAUGACGAUGAAGUUCUGAAAGAAUUGGAAAGGGCGGACAAAAAGCCAUAUGAUCCAGCGCGCGAUGGAGGGUUUUCUGAAUCGUCGUCGUCUGAGGAAUCAUCAAGUGAGGAGGAUGAUGAGGAGGAAGAAGACGGGCACGAGAAUCGUGCCGGUGAUGCCGAAUUCCCGGCUAAAAGUCAAUCUGAUGUCCCCCUCGGUGAAGUGACAAAUCGUCUUGCGGUAGUGAAUCUUGACUGGGACAAUAUACGCGCUGAGGAUCUCAUGGCUGUCUUCUCGAGUUUUGCGACUAGUGGUCGUAUCUCGCAAGUGUCGAUAUAUCCCAGUGAAUUUGGGAAAGAGAGAUUGGAAAGAGAAGAAGUAGAAGGACCCCCCAAAGAAAUUUUCGCAUCAUCCAAACAUGACGAGGACAAUCUAGAUGAUGACGAGGAGGAACUUGAAGAUUCCGAAGAGGAAGAAGAUAUCAAAAAGUCUAUUCUGAAGGAAGACCAAGGCGAGGAAUUUAAUACAACCCAAUUACGAAAAUAUCAGCUUGAACGGUUGCGGUAUUACUACGCAAUUAUUGAGUUUUCAUCUAAAGCGACUGCGAAGCAAGUCUACGACUCUAUUGAUGGCACGGAAUACCUCUCCAGCGCUAAUUUCUUCGAUCUCCGAUUUGUUCCUGACGACACUGACUUCUCAGAUGACAAGCCGAGGGAGCAAUGCCAGCGCAUACCUGACGGGUACAGACCUACAGAGUUUGUGACGGACGCUCUUCAACAUAGCAAGGUUAAGCUUACGUGGGAUACCGAGGACAAGGCCCGGAAGGAAGCACAAGCCAAAGCGUUCAGAGGUGGUCGGAAAGAAAUUGAGGAGAAUGACCUGAAAGCCUACCUGGCUAGUGACAGCUCCGAUGACGAGGAGGAAGGAGUUGAAGUAGUUGAUACCACCGUUACAGGCGGAUCGGAUUCGAAAAUGUCAAAGAAGGAGACGGAAAGACAGCGAAUGCGUUCUUUACUCGGUUUAAAAGAUGAACCUACUCGAUCAUCAUCGAAAAAAGAGAAAGAACCUGUGGGUGAUAUGGAGAUUACGUUCACAUCGGGCUUAGCCGGUGAACCGACUCGAGAAUCCGUCUUUGAGAAUGAGCCAAUCGUUGAAGAAACCACAGUGGAACGUUAUAUUCGCAAGCAAAGAGAGCGAAAGCAACGAAGAAAGGAGAAAUUCAAAGCAGCUAAGAGGGCUGAGAAGGCUGAGGAUGAUGAUGCUGAUGGUGACAAGGCUCAGCAAGAUGAUGCAGCUGAGGAAGAACUCGGUUUCGAAGAUCCUUUCUUCAACGAGCCAGAGGCUAAAGUGACAAAAAACCGUGGCAAAGAGGAGCGACGCAAGAAACGUGAAGAAAAAGCGGCCGAAGAAGCUGCGGCAGCUUCUAAGCGUGCUGAACUUGAGCUUCUGAUGGUAGAUGAUACAUCCACGGGAAUGAAGCACUUUGAUAUGAACGAGAUUGAAAAGGCAGAGAAAAGGGCGCGUAAAAAGGGAAAGAAAGGCAAGAACAAGCAGACAGACGAGCAAGCAGCUGGCGCGGACGACUUUCAGAUGGAUACCACCGAUCCUCGAUUCACCAAUCUGUAUGAUAGUCAUGAGUUCGCGAUCGACCCUACGAAUCCGAAAUUCAAGGCUACUUCGGGUAUGAAGGCGCUUCUUGAGGAGAGCCGCAAACGCCGCCGGAUACGCGACGACGCGAAUGAUGACGGACCUGUCGAGGAGUCCAAGAAGCGGAAGAAGGGCACUUCUAAGCGCGAUGAGUCUGCACAAGACGAAGACAUCCAGAAACUUCUAGCGCGCGUGAAGAGCAAAACGAAAAAGGCAUGAUAUCAUGUAUUCCAGGACUGGAAAAGUUGGAAUUACGGAGUUUAGGGCCGAUGGUGCUGGCUGUAUGCUGGUCUACAUGUAGAAUAAACUAAUGCCAUCAUGACAAUCCAAACUAGGGGCUUGUUAUAGAAUAUCAGCCAUGUAGUAGUG